Molecule: messenger RNA, 1950 nt
Organism: Macrobrachium nipponense
Lineage: Eukaryota; Metazoa; Arthropoda; Malacostraca; Decapoda; Palaemonidae
Gene: DCTN6-p27
Product: dynactin subunit 6-like
Exons: 5
Coding region: 196-756 (186 amino acids)
Biological process (GO): mitotic spindle organization
Cellular component (GO): dynactin complex
Molecular function (GO): dynein complex binding
Source: RefSeq, a predicted model, not a curated record
ACUCAGUGCACGUAGUGUGGACACUCUCCUGGUUGUGUUCAGUUUAUAACGCCCAAUAUAGCCAGGAAUACCAAGUGAACGCAACUGGAUUAGCGGCUGCAUUUCAUUGGCAUCAGCCAAGAUAGGAUUAGGGCACUAAAAUGAUCACUUUGCAUUAAAAAAAAAAAAAAAGACUCUCAUCUCCACAAUAUCGCCAUGGCUCGGAAUGUCAAAACUCCUAUGGGGACUGUAAAGGUCACACCUGGAGCUGUUGUAUGCUUGGAGGCUGAUUAUUUUGGGGACAUUUCUAUUGGUACACGUACAGUUAUACAUCCAAAAGCUCGUAUUAUUGCAGAAGCAGGACCAAUUAUUAUAGGAGAAGCAAAUCUUAUAGAAGAACAAGCACAAAUAAUAAACAGGUUACCCCCUGGAAAAGAGCCUGGUGAAACUCCUCAGGUGAUGGUUAUUGGAAAUAAUAAUGUUUUUGAAGUCGACAGUUAUUGCCAAGCAUCUAAAAUUGGAGAUAAUAAUGUUUUAGAAUCAAAGAGCCAUGUGGGACCAGGGGUGGAAUUGAGCCGUGGUGUUGUCAUUGGAUCCUUGUGCUCUGUUACGUGUCCUCAAGUUGUAACCGAAAAUACUGUCAUAUAUGGAGAUGGGUUCCAUCAGAGAACUCAGUCAGAGAAGCCAGCAGCUCAGGGGCUACAGUUAGAUUUCUUGACCAAGAUUCUUCCAAACUACCACCAUCUUGUCAAACCUAAGAAAAAACUUCCAGCUUGAACUGCCAUAGUUCAUUUUUAGACUUACAAGAUUCCCAAGAAAUUUAAAUUGUCAUUUUAGGAAGAGACUUGUAUCAUGUUAAGUAAGCUAAUGCAAUUUGUUGAGCUUCUUAUGUUUUUUUGUAAGUUAGGCAAAGUUAUGAUGUUAGUUUUUAUAUUUCACUCAGAAAACUGGAGUCACUAAACAUUACACUUUUAGCUUUGAAAUUUUCAAAAGUUACCCAGUUAAAGUAACUUACAAUUAUAUUUGCACUGCUGCUUCACUUAUUCAUGUCACUGACCUGUAACAUGUGAAAACUUUCUUUGGAUAUUGUUAAGUACCUCAUGAGAGCUCUACACCCCUGAAUGACCAAAGAAAAUAAGAAAAACAAAUGGAUUUCAAUUAUGAGACUCAGCAUCCCUAGUUAAAGGCAAUUCUCAGCCAUUUUCAUGGUCAGUUACUAUUGUUAUUGCUCAGAGAUGUAGCUCUGAAUACUUGCACAACAUCAGUUUUAAUACAGAUUUCUUGCAACCAGCAACUUGAUGAGUGCUACUGCUUGAACCAGAUCUUUUAUUGCUCAUACUGAAGUAAAGGCUCCAACCAUACAUAUAGUAUAUGACAAUUAAUAAAAGACUUGGUAGUUGACAUACUACAAAAGAGAGAGUACCUUCUGUAUUUUUCUUUCAGUAUAUUAUCAGGGAUUUUAAUACUUUGAUUGAAUAACAAAGACAUUAUAAUGGUUGGUGUAACAGUAAAUAUCUUACUAUUUAUUUGCCAGUCUUUUAUAUUUCUUUCUUUUUAAAGAUAUUUUGAAAUUCAUUUGCACAGUUGACAAAAAUUCUCGUAAUCAGCAUUGCUGAUGUGGUAAAAGUGUAUAUGAACAGCUGUCAUGAAGUACUAGAUUCUAAAACUUUCCACAUGGAACAUGUCAAAGGAAUUAGGUAUCUGUGGAUUACAGUUGUACGCAAAGCAUUUGUAAUUGGAUGCAAUGGUUGAUGGUGCUUUGUCUGCAAGUUAAGCUGAUAAAGAGUUUUCAUCUACUAUACCUUUAUAUAUCAUAUGAAAUGUUUUGGGGAAAAGGAUAUUUGCAAUAAGAAACAAGAAGUUGUUUAGAACCAUUCCUAACAUGUGGUGCAGUUUAUCUUUACUGUUCUAUACUGUCUUCAAGAUUGCCGUAAGUUGUGCAGAAAGCUUUAAUAAAGUAUGAUAUAUUUA